Messenger RNA from Penicillium olsonii, 807 nucleotides. The record is from the annotation of a GenBank genome assembly. Lineage: Eukaryota; Fungi; Ascomycota; Eurotiomycetes; Eurotiales; Aspergillaceae.
AUGUUAUCUCUCGACGGAAAAGUCGCCCUCAUCACUGGUCUUGGACAGAGCCAUUCUGAAGGAUGGGGCAUUGGCGCCGCCAUCGCCGUUCUACUAGCUCGACAAGGUGCCAAAGUCUUCGGCGGAAAUCGAACACUUGCUUCAACUACAUCCACCAAAGCGGCCAUCGAAGCCGAAGGCGGAACCUGCGAUGUCAUUGAGACCGACGUGACUUCAAGCACAUCAACCAAAGCUCUCGUGGAUGCAUGCAUGGCAAAACAUGGACGUAUCGACAUCCUCAUCAACAACGUUGGGCGAUCGGAGCCAGGGUGUCCUGCUACCAUGCCCGAAACAAUCUGGGACUCUCAAGUCGAUCUAAACCUCAAGAGCGUGUUCUUGAUGUGCCAAAAUGUUCUGCCAAUUAUGGAAGCCCAAGGCAGUGGCGCCGUCGUUAGUGUUGCGAGCAUCGCUGGUCUGCGUUACAUCGGGAAGCCCCAAGUUGGGUAUUCUGCGACAAAAGCUGCGAUUAUACAAUUGAUGAAAACUACCGCUGUCAUUUAUGCUCCGAAGGGUGUUCGCUUGAAUACUGUUGUGCCUGGACUCAUGGAUACCCCUUACACGAAGGGAUUGGUGUCCAGAUACGCGACUGGGGGUCAGGCGGAGGAGUAUAUGAAUAUGCGAAAUGCACAAGUCCCCAUGGGGAAGAUGGGGGAUGCUUGGGAUGUGGCUAAUGCCACGUUAUUCCUUGUCAGCGAUGAGGCCCGAUACAUCACCGGGCAGGAGCUGGUUGUGGAUGGUGGGAUUACAUCGUCGACAGGAAGGACAUAA